Molecule: messenger RNA, 642 nt
Organism: Sugiyamaella lignohabitans
Lineage: Eukaryota; Fungi; Ascomycota; Dipodascomycetes; Dipodascales; Trichomonascaceae
Gene: NCE103
Product: carbonate dehydratase NCE103
Exons: 1
Coding region: 1-642 (213 amino acids)
Biological process (GO): cellular response to oxidative stress; cellular response to carbon dioxide
Cellular component (GO): cytoplasm
Molecular function (GO): zinc ion binding; carbonate dehydratase activity
Source: RefSeq, a predicted model, not a curated record
AUGAGUUUUGCUCCUAGUGACAACAUUGCCAAGCUGCUUGACGGCAAUAAGGAAUGGGCCGCCAAGCUGGCGUCGUCUGCUCCGGGCGUUUUAGAGCAAAACGCCAAGGGCCAGCAGCCUAAUAUCCUGUGGUUCGGAUGCGCCGAUUCCCGUGCCGGAGAGUCAUGUUUGGGUUUGCAUCCCGGCCAGGUGUUUGUGCACAGAAACAUCGCCAACAUCGUGUCGCACUCGGAUAUCAGCUCGCUGUCUGUUUUACAACUAGCCGUCGACUCGCUCAAGGUCAGCCAUAUUAUUGUAUGUGGUCAUUAUGACUGCAAGGGCGUUGAGGCUACUUUAAAGAAAGAGCGCAUGGGCGGCGAGCUCGAUGCCUGGCUCCGUCAUUUGCGUGAUGUUCGUCAUACCCAUGCUAAGACCCUUGAUUCUAUUGACGACUUCAAGAAAAGAUGCCAGAAGUUGGUCGAGCUCAAUGUCAUUGCCCAGGUCCGUAACGUUAGAAGAAACGACCGUGUCAUGGCUGCUGCAAAGGAGCGUGGACUCAAGGUCUACGGUCUUGUUUAUGACGUCGCUACUGGCCUUGUUAAUGAGGUCCCUGUUCCUGUCGACGACGGCCUUGACUCGGACGAUUCUUACCUUGUACACUAA